AUGAAUGACAGUACCCUUCAAAACGGUAGCGCAACGCAGAGUUCGCUUGGCACUUUAAAGUCCUUCCCAGACGAUGCUGCCGUAAAGGAGUUUCUGGCGUCGCAGGUUAAAGAAGGUUUUGCUUCCAGUGCUUACUGGGGAGUUACGGGUGAGGUUCCGCCUCGUGAGCCUGAUGAUGUUGCAAGGAAAAAGCCGCAUCGUUUUGAGAUGGAAAUUAGCCGAAAACUGGUACCUUUCCCAGAAGACAAAACAAGUUUACCACGGACACUGGACUAUACACUAAUUGGAAUGCAUCGCCUUAAAGGGGAUGGUUCAGAGGUUAAACCUCAGUUGAAUGCUUCGCAAAUGCGUGCGCUGGAGGCAAGUCUAACACUUCGCGCUGGAGACGGCACUGAUGGAAAUAAACCAUAUCUAAUGGAAACCACAACGACACAGAACCGAACUAUUGGAAAAGGAACGUUCGAUCCUGAUGUACUUGAUGCCCUUAGAAAAGGUGAAGAAGAUGUGGAAGAUGCGACGAAGAAUCGGGAUGAUUUGAAGGGCGCCACACUUGAAACCGGAGUACCAGAUCCAUACCGUCCAACCUCAUGGGAUUAUUGUGACAUGAGUGGCAUUGAUCCCUCUUCCUACUGGGUUAUGCAAAGAGACCCGAAAGAUCCAUACAGUGACUCUACAUUACCUGUUUACAAAAGUCGAUAUAAUUUGGUGGAGAAGGAAGGACCUAUACGACGUGAAAAAACGGCAACAAUGAUACAGAGAGAGAAAAAUGUAGAUAAAUAUUCUUUAAAACAAAAAAUGGAAAAUAUGAAUACAAGUUCAUUACCAAAGGGUUAUCAACCUUGGUCUGCAAGUGAACUUAUGAGUACUACACAUGAUUGUCAUGCCCCUUAUGAUAUUCCAGGAGCUGUUGCAAGUAAUGAACGUCAUGCCACUGCUCCACUCCCGAGAACAUACCACACAUUAACUCCUGCACAUGAAGAGACUGUUACUCGGGUAACUCAAAGACGAUUGAUGCGACAUGACGGAAAUUGGGGUACUGAGUACUCUGAUUCAUUUAUGGAUCGAUUUGGUCAAGCGGAAGUUAAUAAAGAUCAUAGCAAGAGGAGUAUUUUUGAUAUACGUUACGGUAUUUACACCAUGCACCAUUCUGCGCAUCAUCCACGCAGUGAUACAGCAACUGGAGAAAACUAUACUCCAUCCCAGAUAGUACCUGGACAAUACACAACGAUGACUCAACAACCACUUCAUGCUCGCAAUGUAGUAGAUUAA
Molecule: messenger RNA, 1269 nt
Organism: Trypanosoma theileri
Lineage: Eukaryota; Euglenozoa; Kinetoplastea; Trypanosomatida; Trypanosomatidae
Exons: 1
Coding region: 1-1269 (422 amino acids)
Source: RefSeq, a predicted model, not a curated record